GGGUAACAGGUCGCUCCUGCUGGCUGAGUCAGGAUUAGGUGUCAGGUCAGUGAGGCAUUCCGAGGAAGAGGGCACAGCUGCCCUGCACCUGCGUGGGGACCCAGGAUCUCCAGGGGAAGAUGGUGUCCCCAAGGGAGCAGAAGGCUCACAUCGUCCCAUCUUAAGCGCCGCUGGAUCCUGUGUGGCAUCACCAGCCCCCAUCGCUGCCGCCACUGCCGGGAGCUUGUGCUGGGGGCGCCAGGCACUGACACUUGGUCCUUGUUGGCAGAACAGAGAGAGGCUCUCUUGUCCACCGCCUCUGCUCAACUCCAACUGCUGCUUCUCCCGGAGGCCUCAGCUAAGCCCGCACAGCCCCAAAGCCCAGUUACAGCUACAGAAUGGCCUCUGGCCCGGCGGGGGUCCCUAGCCCACAGCCUUCCAGAGCCAAUGGGAACAUCAAUCUGGGGCCAUCAGCCAACCCAAAUGCCCGGCCCACAGACUUCGACUUCCUCAAAGUCAUUGGCAAAGGGAACUACGGAAAGGUCCUCCUGGCCAAGCGCAAGUCUGACGGCGCAUUCUAUGCGGUGAAGGUGUUGCAGAAAAAGUCCAUCUUGAAGAACAAAGAGCAAAGCCACAUCAUGGCGGAGCGCAAUGUACUGCUGAAGAAUGUGCGGCAUCCCUUCCUGGUGGGCUUGCGCUACUCCUUCCAGACCCCCGAGAAGCUCUACUUUGUGCUGGAUUAUGUCAAUGGGGGAGAGCUCUUCUUCCACCUGCAGCGGGAACGCAGGUUCCUGGAGCCCCGGGCCCGGUUCUACGCUGCUGAGGUGGCCAGUGCCAUUGGCUACCUGCAUUCCCUGAACAUCAUUUACAGGGACCUGAAGCCAGAGAACAUUCUCUUGGACUGCCAGGGACAUGUGGUGCUGACAGAUUUUGGCCUUUGCAAAGAAGGUGUAGAGCCCGAGGAGACCACGUCCACAUUCUGUGGCACCCCAGAGUACUUGGCUCCUGAAGUGCUUCGAAAUGAGCCUUAUGACCGGGCCGUGGACUGGUGGUGCUUAGGGGCAGUCCUCUACGAGAUGCUGCACGGCCUGCCCCCCUUCUUUAGCCGAGACGUGUCCCAGAUGUAUGAGAACAUCCUGCACCAGCCACUGCAGAUCCCUGGAGGCCGGACGGUGGCCGCCUGUGACCUCCUGCAAGGCCUCCUCCACAAGGACCAGAGGCAGCGGCUGGGCUCCAAAACAGACUUCCUCGAGAUAAAGAACCACGUGUUCUUCAGCCCUAUAAACUGGGAUGACCUGUACCACAAGAGGCUGACUCCGCCCUUCAACCCAAACGUGGAAGGACCUGCUGACUUGAAGCACUUUGACCCAGAAUUCACCCAGGAAGCUGUGUCGAAGUCCAUCGGCUGUACCCCCGAUACGAUGUCCAGCAGUUCUGGGGCCUCCAGUGCAUUCCUGGGAUUUUCCUAUGCACCGGAAGAGGAUGACAUCUUGGACUGCUAGGAAACAAGAACCUCGAAGCCACCGAGACCAGCUGUGACUGCAGAGAUUGCCUUCUGCUGGUAGUGAGAUGAAAUGAACGUGAUGCAUUAAACAGAAACAGGCGUUUUCCAUCCCAUGAAAGGACGGUGUUAGGUUCAGGCUGGUAGAUCUGUCAUCACCAGGAACUUAGAGGCUCGCUUUAUUUCUGCUUUGCCCUUCCUGACAAAUGUUGACUUCUGUUUUUCUUUUGCUUCUUCUUCUUUGUUUUGUUUUGCUUUCCAAGGUAGGGUCUCACUCUAGCCCAGGCUGACCUGGAAUUCACUCUGUAGUCUCAGGGUGGCUUCGAAGUCUCAGCGAUCCUCUUACCUCUGCCUCCCGAGUGCUGGAUUUAAAGGUGUGUGCCACCACGCCCAGAAGGCUUCUGUUUUUCAUCUAGGAAAAGCAAGGUGAAAGAAGACGGAUUUAUUUUGGUUCACAAUUUCUGUGGGUUCACCAUGUCAGCCAGCUCCAUUGCUAAGGUCCUGAGUGCAGGCUGAAAUAUCCUGGUGAAGGGGCGUGGCAGGGGAAAGCUGCUCCCCUUAAGCAGCCAGGAAGCGGAGACAGCAGAAGGGCUGGGGACAAGAUAUAUAUCUUCAAAGUCAUGCCCCCGGUGAUCUGCUUCCUCUAAGUAGGCCUCUACCUCCUAGUUCCUAUGACUUCUCAAUAAUGCCUUCACACGUGAAUCCAUCCAGGGCUAACCCACUAAGGCAGCCAUAACCCCAUGAUCCAUUCAUUUCCCCUAAAGCCCUAUCAGCAGAGCACAUGAAACCUUCAGAAAACAUUUCAGAUCAAACCAUACUAGUUUCCAAUAUUAGUGCUACAUUAUCACAUGAGGGUUAUCAGCACUCGAGUCACUUGUACUCUAGGCAGGAGGAAUGGGGAGAGAAUGGGUCAAAAAGGACUCUGUUGUAGAGCUUUUACAGAAGCCCCAGCCAAUGACUUCAGCUGACAACUCAUUACCCUCCAUCCCUACUGGAAUGGAGCCUGGGUAAGAGCUACGUGUCAUAGCAAUGGGGUUCUGAUGCUGAAGGAAAGGGGGAGAAUGGUGGCUGGGCAACCAGCACUCUGUCAGAGGUCUCUUUGUGUUUGCACUUUGAUUUCCAUGUGUAAAAUAAGACACAACAAGCCUAUAGGCUAUCAA
Molecule: messenger RNA, 2640 nt
Organism: Jaculus jaculus (lesser Egyptian jerboa)
Lineage: Eukaryota; Metazoa; Chordata; Mammalia; Rodentia; Dipodidae
Gene: Sgk2
Product: serum/glucocorticoid regulated kinase 2
Exons: 14
Coding region: 378-1481 (367 amino acids)
Biological process (GO): protein phosphorylation
Molecular function (GO): ATP binding; protein serine/threonine kinase activity
Source: RefSeq, a predicted model, not a curated record